Messenger RNA from Echinops telfairi (small Madagascar hedgehog), 2328 nucleotides. RefSeq names its product coiled-coil domain containing 93 (gene CCDC93). The transcript has 25 exons. Lineage: Eukaryota; Metazoa; Chordata; Mammalia; Afrosoricida; Tenrecidae. Gene Ontology annotation, biological process: Golgi to plasma membrane transport. The record is from RefSeq and is a predicted model, not a curated record. Bases 64 to 1977 code for a protein of 637 amino acids.
GCCGGGGACCGCUUCCUCCACCCUGCCGGCCUAGCUCCCGCCGCCUGCCAGCCCCCCCGGACCAUGGGGCUCCCCAAGGGGCCGGACGACCAGAGCGUCCCGGAGGUGGAGACACGAGAAGAUGAAGAACAAAAUGUCAAGUUGACUGAAAUUCUGGAACUCUUGGUUGCAGCUGGGUAUUUCCGAGCAAGAAUUAAAGGCUUGUCACCUUUUGAUAAGGUAGUAGGAGGAAUGACUUGGUGCAUCACCACGUGCAACUUCGAUGUGGAUGUUGAUUUACUCUUUCAAGAAAACUCUACAAUAGGUCAGAAAAUAGCUCUCUCAGAAAAAAUCGUGUCAGUCCUGCCAAGGAUGAAAUGCCCACACCAGCUGGAGCCCCACCAGAUCCAGGGCAUGGACUUUAUCCACAUAUUUCCUGUUGUUCAGUGGCUGGUGAAGCGAGCCAUAGAGACAAAAGAAGAGAUGGGAGACUACAUCCGCUCCUACUCCAUAUCCCAGUUCCAGAAAACCUACAGUCUCCCAGAGGAUGAUGACUUCAUGAAGAGAAAAGCCAAGGCCAUCAAGACCGUUGUUGACAUCGCAGAUGUGUACAAGCCCCGGCGGAAAUACAGACGGCAACGGGGAGCAGAGGAGUUGCUUGACGAAGAAUCCCGAAUCCACGCGACGCUUUUGGAAUAUGGCAGGGCAACUGAUUGCUGGAUGAAAUAUGGAUUUAGCCGCCAGAGCAAAACAGAGAAGUGUGAGGACAAGAAAGCACCACUGCCUUCAGGACUCUCAGUGGCAGAAAAGGCUGAAGCCCAGGAGGAAGAUGAGCUCCAGGCUGCUGAAGAGCAGCGCAUUCAGUCGCUGAUGACCAAGAUGACUGCCAUGGCCACGGAGGAGACCCGGCUCUCUGCAAGCUCCGUGGGCCAGAUCGUGGGCCUGUGCUCCGCUGAGAUCAAGCAGAUGGUGUCUGAGUACGCCGAGAAGCAAUCUGAGCUAUCAGCUGAAGAUAGCCCAGAAAAAUUGGGAGGCUCCCAGCUACAACGUCGGAAAAUUAUUUCCUUGAACAAACAGAUUCUACAGAAGACCAAACAUCUGGAAGAGCUGCAGGCAAAUCAUGCCAAUUUACAAGCCAAGUACUGUGAGCGAAAGAAGACACUGGCAGAGUUACAGAGCCACAGCGAGAAACUGGACAAAGAACAGGCAGCCCUCGAGAAGAUAGAAGCCCAAGCUGAUCCCAGUAUCCUGCAGAACUUGAGAGCACUUGUAGCCAUGAAUGAAAAUCUCAAGAGUCAGGAGCAGGAGUUCAAAGCACAUUGUCGGGAGGAGCUGACACGCCUGCAGCAGGACAUUGAAACCCUGAAAGCUGAGCGCGCCCCAGGCGGAGAAGGAAAGACCCCCACCAGCGAAGAGCCGCCCGGUGACCUGAGCUCUGUGAUGACUCAUAACGAUGACCUGGACAGACGGUAUACUAUGGAGAAAGAGAAGCUGUACAAAAUCCGUUUACUACAGGCUCGAAGAAAUCGAGAAAUAGCAAUUUUGCACCGCAAGACUGAGGAAGUGCCUAGCCGAGCAGAGCUACUACAGUACCAGAAGAGAUUCAUCGAACUCUAUGGCCAAAUUUCUGCAGUCCAUAAAGAAACCAAGCAGUUCUUCACUUUAUAUAACACCUUGGAUGAUAAAAAAGUGUAUUUGGAAAAAGAGAUUAGCCUGCUAAACUCAAUUCAUGAAAACUUCUCACAAGCCAUGGCCUCUUCUGCUGCCCGGGACCAGUUUUUGCGCCAGAUGGAACAAAUCGUAGAAGGGAUUAAGCAGAGUAAAAUGAAGAUGGAAAAAAAGAAACAAGAAAACAAAAUGAGAAGAGACCAGUUGAACGACCAGUACCUGGAACUGUUAGAAAAACAGAGGCUGUAUUUUAAGACUGUGAAAGAGUUCAAGGAGGAGGGUCGCAGGAACGAGCUGCUGCUGUCCAGGAUGGGAGCCAAGACUUCCUGAGAACCUCCAGUGGUCAGCGUGGAUCAUUGAUUUUUUUUUUUUAACUUUCCCUUACUGCCCAUAUAUCAGAUCAUGAAGUGACUCUGAAAGCUACAGGCGUGAUGAUUUCAGCACCCCGGAUGUGUUCUUCCUCCUGUUCGCCUCCAUGUCUCUCUGCUGCUUGCUGUGGGAAUCGGAUAACGUGAACACUAGUGGCCUCGAUAACAGUCCCAUCGUCAGAUGAAGAACUGUGGGCAGGAUCUGUUCCCUCUGUUGACUCAGCUUUCAUUUCUGUAGUAAUGUUGCAGAUAGGAAGGUACCUCAUUUUUGUAUGGCCUCUCUGAAUAAAGAGGAAUUCCCUUGUUCAGCAAA